Acanthoscelides obtectus is the source of this 1143-nucleotide messenger RNA. The record is from the annotation of a GenBank genome assembly. NCBI's taxonomy places the organism in Eukaryota, Metazoa, Arthropoda, Insecta, Coleoptera, Chrysomelidae.
AAUAAAUUAAAAAAAGUUCGUGACCUAGACCGGAGCAAAUGUAUAUGUGGAAAGUGUAUCAUAAUGCGUUUGAAUUUUCCACGGAGCGUUUUCCAUUUCCGGCAGUGGAAAACCAACAACGCGGGUAUAAGCAGUUCGUGAGGUUUGCCAAAAGUGUUGGAAUUCUCUUUUCAUGUAUCUAUCGGCCUAACAUAAUAGGGCAUCCAAAAAAACCGGACGUCGAGUCCGCGGUUAUCUUUUUGAUAAAGAUGGUAGACAGACAAUUUAUGAACCAAAAUGGAAUGGUUUUUCCAUCAGCCAUAACCCCAUCUCCAGAGCCAAAAUGGGUGUCGCCUGAUAUUAGCGAAAAGCAAGACAUUCACCAGAAACUUCUGAAGUACGAUCACCUAUCCAUGAUGGAUAGGUUGGUGCUGUUCCUGGCGGAAUACCUGGGAACUGCGAUUUUGGUGUUCUUGGGAUGUGCGGGCUGUGUGAAGUACAGAGAAGGGUCUGGUCCUGGGAGCUUGGAAGUUGCGUUUGCUUUUGGGUUUGCUAUCAUUAUCGCUGUACAGACCGUUGGACAUAUUUCAGGAGCACAUAUCAAUCCUGUGAUCACUUUAGCAGCUUUAAUAAUGGGUGUGACGCCUUUAAUUCAAGUUCCAUUGUAUCUUGGAGGCCAAUUUUUAGGCAGCUUGACCGGAUAUGGAUUGUUGAAGACACUAGUACCGCAAGAAUAUAUCAAAAGAUCCCAAGACAAUGUGAGCCUUUGCUCUCCCGAACCAAAUCCAAAACUACAAGACGCCCAAAUUGUUUUCAUGGAAUUCUUAUUGACGUUCUUUUUGGUACUUAUUGUCUGCAGUGCUUGGGAUAAUAGAAACAGUACCAAACUGGAUUCACUUGCUAUCAAAUUGGGACUAGCAGUCGCAGGGCUUGCCUUAGUUGGAGGUGGCUUUACCGGUGCGCAUCUGAAUCCUGCGAGGACCUUCGGACCUGUAUUGAUCAACGGUGAUUGGGGAUAUCACUGGGUAUACUGGGUAGGUCCAUUGCCAGGUUCCAUUGCAGGUUCACUUUUUUACCGGAUCAUUUUCCAAAAGCCUCUAAAGGAGACUGAAGAAAAAUCUGAUGGCAAAAUCACUCCAUCCACCAAUGCAUAAAAGCAUAUAU